AUGGCGUCCUUACAGGCGCUGUGGGGUCCAAUGGCCCGGCGGCUCCUGCGAGUCGCCGUGGCCAAAACCGCAAACGUGGUGCGGACCAAAUUUGUCGUUAUGACGCGGCCCCUGCAAAACCAACUUACACUGAGAACUGCCAGAGUUGCUCGCCAGCCUAUCCACCCUGUUGCUGCUCUUCGACAGCAGAAACGCCAUACUAGCCGAUGGUUCUCGAGCUCCGCAGCUCAGAACGUCAACCGAGUUAUUAGGAGAUUCGUUAGCUCCGAGCCCAAGGCUGCUCGCUUCGACCGAUCCAAGCUCCCGAGCUCCAGCACCUCACGACGUGUUGCGCAGUUCUCUGGCCGAGCUCCAUUUGCCAAUGCCCUCCGUCCCAACUUGACGGGUGGUGCUUUCCCUCGAAGUGCCAGUGGAUACAGUCUCGGCGGUAGUGCUCGAUACUUCUCCCACGGUCCGGCAGCUCCGGCUCAGGUCGUGCAGAAUGUCUCCCAAGCCAUGAGAGCAUUCUUCCUUUCUGGUCAGAAGCUCCGCUAUGACGGCCUCGGACCUCGAGGCGAUCGACAGUAUCGAGCGGUGUCACCAGUCGAAGACCAGGCCAUGCACAAGCUCUCCGCCUUCUCCAACUCGGCUCCCGGCGCUUUCGUUGACUUCAACAUCAGCCCCACCGUCACGGCUCUCAGCCCUCUUGCCGCCGCUAUCCCCUUCGCCUCUGAGACCUCUGGUUUCAAGGCUGAGGCUGCUGCGGCCGGUGCUUCUCUUAACACUGAGGGUUUCCUCGACGUCCUUUCCUCCGACUUCGGCCGAGUGCUUCAGGAUCUCCGAGCAAUCGAUACAGAUCUCCGAAGACUUGCGAUUUUAGGUGACCUUCCAGUUUUAUUAGAGAAACACAACACUCUUCGGGUCCGUUUUCCAGGCGUCGACGCUGAGACCCUUGAGCGAUUAUGCGAUGAUAUUGGGAUCCAGCGCGGUGUGGUGGGUCAAGAUCCCGAAUUUGACGAUGCUGCUGGCGUUCCAGUGGCUCUCAAGUUCCCAUUCGCUCCUGAUAGCGGGAAACAACCAAGUAUAUCACUUCGAUCUUUGGAGGGUUAUGAAACCGAUGAAAUCUCGACUCUUGACGAAGAGUAUUUCGUCUAUGGUGACAUCUUGGACGACAUGUCUGACAACCCAUGGUUGGCGGAGACUGACGGAUACGAGACAAUGUCGCCUCCAGCCAGCUCGGCAAUCGAACAAUCCGAAGAUUACGAAGGUCUUGAAGGGAUCUACCGAUUCCUUGAGGAAUGUGACCAGGCCAAAGGAAAGGUUGGUCGAGUAAAUUGA
Messenger RNA from Fusarium pseudograminearum CS3096, 1317 nucleotides. RefSeq lists its product as uncharacterized. NCBI's taxonomy places the organism in Eukaryota, Fungi, Ascomycota, Sordariomycetes, Hypocreales, Nectriaceae. The transcript has a single exon. Bases 1 to 1317 code for a protein of 438 amino acids. The record is from RefSeq and is a predicted model, not a curated record. Gene Ontology annotation, biological process: proteasome assembly. Gene Ontology annotation, molecular function: proteasome binding.